Molecule: messenger RNA, 810 nt
Organism: Macrosiphum euphorbiae (potato aphid)
Lineage: Eukaryota; Metazoa; Arthropoda; Insecta; Hemiptera; Aphididae
Source: the annotation of a GenBank genome assembly
AUGAGUAGUCGGCAGCGAGAUAAGUAUCGUAAAUUUGAUUCAGGCCACCAAAAACGACAGAAAAAACAAAACCUUGAAAAAAAUCUAAAAAAGCAACGUGGUGCGUUAGACAAAUUUGUUUUUUCUUCAGAUACUCUGGAGAGAGUAGCUGAAGAACAGAAUGAAAUUGAAUGUUAUGAAGAAGAGUUAAUAUUGGAAGGUGAUACACAGCAACCCUGUUGUUCCAAAGAAUUUGUGACUCAAAAUAGUAUUGAGAUAGUUGAAAAAUCUAGUGACUUAACAAUAAUUAAUAAUGAAAAAAUAAUUAACGAGAUCAAAGAAGCAGAUAUAAAUUUUAGUGAUCCAGAUCAGUGGCCACAGUCCUUAACCCAUGAUAUUUCACAAUUAAAAAUUCCUAACCCUGGUAGUUUAACUAAUAAUGGAACCUCAGAUUGGAAACAUAUAGCAUUAAAAUUGGAACAACACAAAAAUUCUUCUUCUCAUAAAGAAACAAUUCUCUCUUGGAACGAAUUAAAAACACGAAUUAUUAAAAACGAAACUAUCGAUGAUUUGCAUUUAAAGGAAAUAGAUAAAGAAAAACAAUAUUGGAAAGAUGUGCUAAAACGAAUUUUAUCAGCAAUUUUUUAUUUGGCAAAACAUGGUGAUGCAUUUCGGGGAUCCUCUGAUGUAAUUUAUACGGAACAUAAUGGUAAAUUUUUAGGCCUCAUAGAGAUGAUGGCCAAAUUCGAUCCAGUUAUUCAAGAACAUGUUCGUCGGAUAAAAAAUAAUGAAACUCAUGAUCAUUAUUUAAGUCACCAAAAUACAAGAUGA